AUGUCCCAAGGACGUAGUAAACGCCUCUCGUCAUUCUUCGCCUUCCUCCGCCCGCGUAAAGGCAAGGACAAGAGCGAUGCUGGCUCUGUCUCUCUGAGGAGCAGGGCAGCCACGCCUUCCCCGCCCUCGGUAGCUGAGAAGACGGAGAAAUCUCCCACUUCUCCCACAUCUCCAAGUACAACGUCGCUCGUGUCGCCAAUCUACGACGCGUCGCAGACGAAAACCAACAUGGCCAACAUGUCGCGCGUGAGUGGGCUCAACGAGGUCGACGUCGCUUCAUUCCCCCUUCCCCCCUCCCUCCCUCCAACCAAGGACAAAGUGGUCACGCGGUCCGAAAGCACGCCCGUCUUCUCCCAUCUCGAUCUCGACCUCACACUGUCCAACCCCGCCUCUCCCAUCUCUCCUAUCUCCACCCGCGCAUCUACCAGUACGCUCUCCAAGCAAUCGGGGUUCCUCCGUCGCGCGUCCAGUGCCGGUCUCCGCAUCCAGUCACCCAAGAGCCGUCCGCAGAGCUUCCUUCCCCCUGCACCUAUACCGCAAAUCGACAUCAAGUUUGACGUUGGGCGCAUGGACGUUGAUUUUGCCCCACCAAAGCCCGCGCAGAGCCGCUCGACCACCACCCUCUAG
Molecule: messenger RNA, 627 nt
Organism: Cutaneotrichosporon cavernicola
Lineage: Eukaryota; Fungi; Basidiomycota; Tremellomycetes; Trichosporonales; Trichosporonaceae
Exons: 2
Coding region: 1-627 (208 amino acids)
Source: RefSeq, a predicted model, not a curated record